CGCUCGUGACGUGAGGAUCUACUGUUUUUCACCGCGUUACGCUCUCGCAAACCAACACUUGACGUUCCGGAUGUUUAUUGUUCAUAAAAUACUCUAAAAUAUAUACAUCUACAUAUAUUUGUAUCACUUGUCAAGAACACUGUCCGUUUUACCGAUAACCCAGUGGUGAAUCUCGCAAUAGAUUUAUUUUAUCAACUGUUUUAGAUUUUUAAAAUCCGGAGCAGUUUGAGUGGAGUUUGAAAGUUACUACUUGGUGAUAAGUUGCGACGAACUUGACAGAGAGUAAACGUGUGACAUCACCCUUUACUCACUCGCGAUAUAAUUCGCGGGUCGCUGUAGCAACAUCAGUACCAGUAAAUAAACUAUCAGGUACUUUUUUUUCCCACUCGGACUAAUCGAGUAACGUGGGAGUUUUAAAUAGCCAUAGAAUGACUGUGGAUGCUGUGUGGCUCUGAACUACUGACGGUCAUUUAAUCCACACGGUUGAGUAGAGCAUUCGCUACGCGAACAAGAGGAUCGCGUGAACCGGAAGACUCAUCGUAACCCGGCAUAUCAUAAUCAUCUACAUACGCUGCCGCGUUGUUUGUGCUGCUAAUCCAUUCUACGCUGCAGUGAAAAUAUAAAUAUAUAACAAUAAUAAAAUAUAAUAAAAACUCUAACGAGACUUUGUACUCUUCGGAGCGCGUAUUAUCGGAGUCGUUUCGUCAUGUGCUAACGUCUUGCCACAAGUUACCGAGCUCCGUUUCGCCUCCCUAAUCUGAAUAUUAAAACGUUACGUUUAUUAUUUCUUGUCCUUACUUAAUUUAUCUCGCGGUUGUUUUUUAAUUCCUGUUAUCGUGGAAUCAUACGGGCGUUUUUAUCUGGCUACGUGUCGAUUGGACAGCGGGUUUGCUGGACAGGAGCAGAGGAGUUGGGUACCAGAGUCCGAGCAGGAGUCCAGCAGCAGCAAGCCGGCGAUUUAAAAGUUGGGGGCCAGGCCUGAAUAUGUCAGCCAAGCGAAAGGCCACUGCCAUCAUGCAGCACCACAAGGUAAUUGUCACGAAUUAAACAGUAAGCGCGUGCACGAGACAAUCUGCUGCUAUAAAGUGAUAUGAGGAAAACAUUUCGACCCCAGAGCCUGCAGAUAUCACUGAAGACGAUCAUUAUUCUACCACACUCAUGAAAGACGCGGAUAAGCUGAAGCUGAUGCUGCUCGCGUGGAAUUAUAAUCUUCAGCAGCAGGCCCAGGCGCAGGCUGCAUCUGCGGCACUGUCGCCAAAUAACUCAUCAACUACAACAGCCAACACCAUUGGCACACCUGUCACCAGCCAAUCAGCCAUUUCCACGGCAAACAACACCAUUAACAACUGCACACUCACAGACUCACGAAAUGGGACGUCAGAGCUCGGGGAAUUAUCCUCAGCGGUCCCUAGUCUCGGCACAGUCGCUGGCGUCGGAGGCGAAGAUAUGGCGUCUCUGUGGGCGUCCUAUGCCAUGGGACUCAAGAAGACACCGCCGCCAGCGUCGUCUUGCACACCCUCGCGCUCAGACCGGGACCGGGAGUCGAGUCCGACCGGAGGCGAGGGCGCCGGCAGCGCCCAGGACGAGACCAGCAGCAGCGGGAACAAAGAAGACGAGGAUGACGACGACGAGGACGUCGACGAGAGACUCGACCCACGUCACCACGACCCAGAGCGUCUCAAGGCGUUCAACAUGUUCGUCAGACUCUUCGUCGACGAGAACUUGGACCGCAUCGUUCCAAUCUCGAAGCAGCCAAAGGAGAAGAUCCAAGCAAUUAUCGACAGUUGCACUCGACAGUUUCCCGAGUUUGCUGAACGCGCGAGGAAGCGAAUCCGAACGUAUCUGAAGAGCUGCAGGAGGAACAAGCGGGGCAGAGAAGGCGCACCUUGGGACGCGGCGAGACCGACGCCGGCUCACUUGACCUCGGUGCAGGCGGAGCAAAUUUUGGCAACGGCUUGCGAAAACGAGAGCGACAACGCGAAACGCAUGAGGCUGGGGCUCGAGCCGGUCUCACAGCCCAUGCCCACACUGCCAGCGGCUACGCAAACGGACGUGCGAUCGAGCUUGGAGCACUUCUCAAGCACUCCAAUAAAAUCGCUACCAGGAAAGAGAGAGGACACACCACCGACGUCGAUGACAUCCCUCGCGCCUCUCACCAGCUUGGCCAGUUUACCCAGCAGUACCCUCGCCUCAACGCCUCUGUCGCUUGCACCAACAUCCAAACUAUUGACGUCCUCCGACAACAAGGGUCUUAUGAGCCAAGCGACGAUAGUUAGCUCAUCAGCGGUAAACGGCGUUGCAAGUGGCGGUGCACCCACCGCGAUGUACAGACCAAACUUCAGCCAAGCAUUCCAGCGCGCUGGGCCCACCAAUGUGCCCCCGACUCUUUCUGCUGGACUUUAUCCUACUCAGAGCUUCACAUCUGGCCUGCUAAGCAACGGUACACAAAGACCUACUGAUCUGAGUAUGAAAAACACGAAGCCGUUGCUAAGCCACAAGUUGAAUGCCACUGAAAUGACCGCCGUGAGGCAGCUGAUAACCGGGUACCGAGAGUCGGCGGCAUUUUUGCUUAGAUCUGCCGACGAGCUCGAACAGCUUUUGCUCCAGCAGCCGUAAAUUCUACUGGAUCAUCAGCUGAUAAAUAACAACAUCACCAACAAUAAAAUCUACUGAUAACUGGAAAAUUUAACGCGAGCGACCAGCGAGGAGCGGAAGGAAAAUUCGAUAAAAUAUUAUCGACUUACCGACAGUCGUAAUCGCGACUCCCGCCGCGGGCAUGGAAAAUUUCACAUCCCGGCGGUCAAUUUAUUUUACUUUUUAAUGCUGAAAAAAAGUUCAUCAGCAGCCUAGCUUACGUCUAAUUGUUUAAUUGCUCGGUACUUUAUCACUUUUUUUAUUAUUUACUACUUAAAGCUUUCAUAUAAAUAAUAUUAUUACAUAUUAAUAAUAAUAAUAAUAAUAAUAAUAAUAAUAAUAACGAGUCUAGUGAAUGGAUAAGUGUAAAUGUACUUUAAGAUUAAGUUUAAAAAAAGUAAUAAAAUGCGCAAUUAAUAUCUAGAGUUAAUAAUUUUCGAGUGACCACUCAUUGGAAUAAUUGAAUAUUUAAUUAUAAAUAUAUGAUAAUUAAUUGAAAUUAAUAAACAGGGUGUACAUAGACGAAGAAAUUAAAAUAUUUACUUAAUUAACGUAAGAAAUAUUAUAUUAUUAUUAAUGUUUUUGUGUGAAUACGUGACUGCUUAUGCGAAUCAUAAUAAUUAUUAUUAUUAUAAAAAUAUAUAAUGAAUGUAAUUAAAAAAUGCUUGAUUAUUUACAUACUUUACUUGGAGUAAAUCAAUUGUUUAUAAUUUUGUUAAUGACUCGAGUAAUUAAAAAAAAAUAAAAUGUUGAGAUUUGAAGGGACGAAUGAAAAAUAAAAUAAUUCGGUAAUUAUAUGAAUUAUGUUGUGGAUUGUGUGCUGUACAUAUUAUUUAAGUAUAAGUAUUUUAUGUAGAUGUAUACAUAAAUUUGUAUGGGUAAUCGUGUAGAUAUCGGACACGGCGAUAAAUGAACAUUGAGCGGUUGUUACCAAGCUAAAUUAUCCAUUCGUAAUUAAUCGUAUGUGUGUUAUGUGUACAUAUGGAUGCCCUGUAUUUACGUACAGAGGAUUACGAGCUGUGUCUAAUUAACCAGAGCUCUAGGAUUAAUGUCAACAGACCUGCUGAAUAUUUUAAUAUAAUUUUUAACUAAAAUAAUUAUUAUUAUUAUUUAUUUACAGUAGACUGCCCGUCAUAAGCCUCUUCCUCUCAAUCGGGAGUAAUGAGUCCGAACAGCUUUUCCCACUUGACCACUCUGAAGAGUUUUGUACCAGAGAAUCCGUCAUAAGCUUCCGUUAAAAUUCUCAAAAUUAUAAUGCCCCUGAAGUUAGCAGGCAAUUAACAAUUUUAAAAUUUUUUUUUUCAACAAUUUAAUUUAGAAAAAAAAAUACUAAAUAAAUGCACUUGUAGAAAAUUUUAAAAACUAUAGGUGCAAUUUUUUUAAAUUUAUCCUUUUUAAAAAAAUUAAAAAAUUACUAGACCUCAGCUACUUUCAGUAUCCAAAAUUACAAACUAAGAAUAGGAAAAAAUAGAUAAAUUAAUUAUAAAAAUUUACUAUCUACGUUUCGCGGAGUAAAUAUAAUUUAUUGUCCAUAAUUGUAAUCAUGAAGUCAAUUUAAAGCUUCUGUUAUAAUUGAAAAGUUUUAUAGACCAUUAUCCUUAUUAAUAAAAUGUAAAAAAAUCCGGAGUGAAUGCGGUAGGGGUGACUAUUUAUUUAAUCCCCUUGGAGUGAAAUUUACUCCGAAUGGGAGUAAAUGUGGGUUUAAAUAAAAUCAAAACCAUUACGAAAUUACUCCGUUGAAAAAAAAACUCCCUAUUCACUCCCUAUACAGAGUGAUUUUUUUUAAACUCCGAAACUACGAGUAAAUUCGGAUUUCAAUCAAAUCCGUAAUCACUCCGAAUUUACUCCCGAUUUGUUACAGUGUAUAAGCACCAGAAAAAUCGUAAUAGUCACGUAUGUAACAAAACAUAAAUAUAACAUAGAGAAGGCUUAUAACGGAUACUCAAGAACAAAACUAAAUGUACGAUAGUGAAAAACUGAAAUUCUCAGAAAAAUUUCUCCCACAUCCCCAAGACCAAGCUUAUAACGAAUAGUCGACUGUAAAUAUUAAUAAUAAUAAUAAGAAUUAUGUUUGGCGGUUGGGACCACCUUGUCACGAUCGGACAAUAGAAUUCUUUGUAUGGUUGUCUGUACAUCACGUGCUACCAAAGAAUUUAAAAUUAAAAACAUUUUAUUAAUUAACUCAAAAAUAAUAAAUAUGUAGAUGUAGUAAUUGUUGGUAGAUUUCUGUUUUUAUUAUUUUUUAAGACUUUUUUUUUCGAGUGAACGGCGAACAACAAACGAACAAAGUGACCGAGUCACCGCUACGGUGUUUUGAGAUUUGAAUUUUCGCGCGUUAAUUUUUUAAGUUCUAUUCGUUGUUUUGUAAAUAAUUUAUAUGGAGUGAAUAAUUUUCAUAUAAAUAUAUAUAUUAUAUAUAUAAAUAAAUAAAUAAAUAUUAUUAUUAAUUAUAAAAUGAUAGAUAUAGAGGCAUAUAUAUAUUUAAUGCGGCUCCUAAAUAAAAUAAUGAGCACAAUGUGAGAGUAUAUGUGGCAAAGUAUGUUAUGAACACAUUCCAUCUGGACAAAGUUUAUUUAAAAAGGAUAUUGAUAUUGAUAUAUUGAUCGAGAAAUGUUCCCUUGGUGCACUCAAUAAAAAACAAAGAAAAAAAAAGAAGUUUAUUAUGAAAAUAUAAAAAUAAAUAAAGCGAGCGUAGUUACCCCGCAUGUGUUGAUUGAUCUGAUUGAUGGUUGGGAAUGCGCUUGGUAUUUAAUUGUCGUGCCUCGGAAAAUAAUGCCUCGACAGGUAAAGAAUAAAAAAAAAAAAUAUUCCGUAGCAAAUUUUCUAACAGCGAUUUCGGUUUGGUUUUAAUUGUUUAGUUUAUCAUUUAAAUGUGCAAUCGCAUCAUGUGCUCAUCGCAUAAGUUCCCAGCUUAUUCCACAAAUAAAUAAAUAAUUAAACAAUACAUAACAUAACAUAACAGUUCAAUAAAAUACAAUAGUAAUAAUCCAGUAACUGAUACAGUCAUUUAAUUAAAAAAUUUACCAAAUAGAUUGAUAUGCAAACAUUUAUAAUUAGAUCAUUAACCGAUUACUGAUUGGAUGUGAGUGCACGUUCACAUACUGCUUGAUAAUUAAUUAAUUAAUUCAUUAUUAUUAUUAGUAUCAAUAUAACUGUCAUUAUUAUUAUUAUUUUAUAUUUUAUAUUUUUUAUUUUAUUGUAAUCUUGCACUGUAAAAAAUUAGUGGAGUAAAUACGGAGUAAAUUCAGAGUCGAUGACUUUAUUUAUUUAAUCCAUUCGGAGUAAAUUUUACUCCGAAGGAGAGUUUAUUUUAAUAUGAGCGAAUCAGAGUAAAAUUAACUCCGGGGAGAAUUUAUUUUAAUAUUAAAACUCUGAAACGGAGUAAAAUUUACUCCGGAAGAGUUUAUUUUCAUAUGAAAACUCCGAACUGGAGUGAGUACGAAUAAAAAUAUCAAAACUACUUCGAAAUCUCUCCAAUGAAAAGUCAAAGUCUAUAUUUACUCCUUCGGCGGAGUAAUUUUUAGUGAAAACUCCGUAACUUGGAGUAAAUUUGAAUUUGAAUAAAAUCUGUAAUCACUCCAAAUUAACUCCCAAUUUUUUACAAUGUAAUUAUCUUGGAUAAAUUUAAAAAUUUUAAAUGAAAAAAAAAAUUACCACGGAUUAUUGCGAUCGGACUUUCGUUUGCCACAACGAGGUGACUCAAGUGUCGAUUCCUCUGUGAUAAUAACAAAACUAAAAAAAAUUUAUUCUUCAUCUUUGAUGUCGCCGAAAUUAUAAUAAAUUUAAGAAUCGCGAUCGACAGAUUUUUUUCCGCAAGAAUAUGGAGGAUUAGAUUAUAAAUUUUAAAAUAAAUAUUAAAUAAUAUAUUAUAGAGAAAAAAAAAUACAUAAAAUAAAUGAUAAAAAAUUAUUAUUAAUUAAAAAUAUUAUUAUCAUUUAAUUGACACUUUUCAAUUGUGCCAUGAGUAUCUUUGUUUAUUUUUAUUUCUCUAAGAAUAAUUAUUGGAAUAAAUAUAUAUAUUUAUAUAUAUAUUUAUUUUACUAUUAAAAUAUUAAUAAUAUUAAGAAUUAUUGAUUUUUAUGUUAUAUAUUUACGAAAUAAAUUUAAAUGGAUAAAUAUAUUAAUAUUAAUAUUGAUAUUGAUUAAUAAAUAAGUGUAUAAGCCGCGAAAUUAAACGGAAAGAGACACUUUCAGUAAAAAUAAUAAUAAUAUUAAUAAUAAUAAGUGCACAGUGUAAUUGUUUUGCUGCACUGUUGUUGAGAUAAUAAAGGGUUAAUACAAUUAAAUAAAUUGGCGGGAUGAUAUGGAUCGAGUUUAUGAUAUUUAUUAUUAAAGUGUCCGUUCCUUAAUCCAUACGGGUGACAGCUCUACAGUUUAUAUAAUCGUGAAUUGAUGUAUAUUAAUAAAACAUGAUGGAAAACGCAUGUAUUUGUUCCUAAAGAAAUUAAAUAAAAUUAAUGAAUAAUA
This is a messenger RNA of Microplitis demolitor, 7101 nucleotides long. RefSeq names its product nucleolar protein 4-like. The record is from RefSeq and is a predicted model, not a curated record. Bases 1159 to 2616 code for a protein of 485 amino acids. The transcript has 10 exons. Lineage: Eukaryota; Metazoa; Arthropoda; Insecta; Hymenoptera; Braconidae.